Thamnophis sirtalis is the source of this 1028-nucleotide messenger RNA. The record is from RefSeq and is a predicted model, not a curated record. NCBI's taxonomy places the organism in Eukaryota, Metazoa, Chordata, Lepidosauria, Squamata, Natricidae.
GCCUCUGCCCAGACUGGGAGACUUGGGACCCCAGGCAGCCAGUGGAGAACGCCCGCGAGGCCAUGCAGCAGGCUGACGACUGGCUGGGGGUCCCUCAGGUGAUUGCCCCCGAAGAGAUCGUGGACCCCAACGUGGACGAGCAUUCGGUCAUGACUUACCUCUCGCAGUUCCCCAAAGCCAAACUCAAACCCGGAGCCCCCCUGAACUCCAAGCAGGUGCACCCCAAGAAGGCCAAGGCGUACGGGCCUGGUAUCGAACCCCACGGAAACACGGUGCUGAAAUCAGCCCAUUUCACAGUGGAGACUGUCGAGGCAGGCUUGGGAGAAGUACUGGUCUACAUCGAAGACCCCGAGGGACACACGGAGGAGGCUAAAGUGGUUGCCAACAACGACAAGAAUCGGACUUAUUCCGUCUGCUACGUGCCCAAGGUGGCUGGCUUACACAAGGUCACUGUCCUUUUUGCUGGUCAAAAUAUUGACCGGAGCCCCUUUGAAGUCAACGUGGGCAUGGCGCUCGGGGACGCCAGCAAGGUGUCAGCCCGUGGACCGGGCCUGGAGCCCGUGGGAAAUGUGGCCAACAAACCCACUUACUUCGACAUCUACACCGCAGGGGCAGGGGCCGGUGACGUGGGGGUAGUGAUCGUGGACCCCCAGGGACGGCGGGACACGGUGGAAGUGGUCUUGGAAGACAAAGGCGACAAUAUUUUCCGCUGCACUUAUCGGCCCGUCCUGGAGGGUCCUCACACCAUCUAUGUGACCUUUGCGGGGGCUCAGAUCCCCAAAAGCCCCUUCACAGUCAACGUGGCAGAAGGUCCAAACGACACAGGGGACCAAAGUGAUCUGGUCGAUAACCUCUCCGCCAAAUCUACCUCGCAGGGUUGUUGUUGGAAGGAGACCGUCUGCUCCCCUUGGGGAGAAGGUGAAACACGAGUGGAGAUGGCGGCUGCCACAAACUCGCACCGUUAUUGUAACACCGCGGUCCCCAACAUUUCCGGGUUUGAAAACGGAAAACCUUCUGGGGAGGGGUGA